This is a messenger RNA of Recurvomyces mirabilis, 936 nucleotides long. RefSeq lists its product as uncharacterized. The coding region runs from base 1 to 936 and encodes 311 amino acids. The transcript has 3 exons. Gene Ontology annotation, biological process: mitotic intra-S DNA damage checkpoint signaling; cellular response to ionizing radiation; DNA replication checkpoint signaling. Lineage: Eukaryota; Fungi; Ascomycota; Dothideomycetes; Mycosphaerellales; Teratosphaeriaceae. Gene Ontology annotation, cellular component: checkpoint clamp complex. The record is from RefSeq and is a predicted model, not a curated record.
AUGACGAAGACAUAUCGAUUGACCUACGAAUCAACGGAGGUAAUGCAUGCACUAUUCGAUCAAAGUGUCGCCAAGCAAGGCUGGCGAGUCUCAUCCAGAGUGCUGCGGGAGUAUAUCGAAUUUUUUGGUCCGAAGACCGAGCAGCUCGAUCUGGUGGCACAGGAAGGCAAGGCUAUAUUCACGAGCUUUACGGAGAAGAUCGAAAACGGAAAAUUGGUGUUGAAGCAGCCACUGGAGACUGCCAUUUCGCUACACACUGAGGAUUUCGAGGACUUUCAUAUGCAACAAGACAUGCAUAUCGUGAUUGCCGUCAAGGACUUCCGAGCCAUCGUCACCCAUGCCGAGACACUGCGAGGACCAAUCUCAGCCCAUUUCUCCUUCCCGACUCGACCCUUGCAAUUUAGCUACCAAAAUUUCGGCAUGCACUGCCAGUUCACCCUUAUGACGACUGGCGACAUACGGGGGGCAUCCUCCACUCCAGACCCCAAAUUCGUGUCCAACAGGAGUGCUUCACGUCAGCCAACAGCCGCGCCUUCUCAAGCCGUACCGAGCAGGAGCAUGUCUGAGAUGCCACCACCACCUCGACCUGGACCCAACAAAUCGCUAUCUAUGAGCCAGUGUCAGAGACCAUCGCUGAAGCCACAGUCGAGACAGCCUUCUGCAGCAGAAUCUGAGCCUGAUCCUGACAGCCUUUUCAUGCCUGGCGGCGAAGAAGAUCGGACAUGGGAUCCACCAAACUACGAACAGGAUGCUGGUGAGGAGAUGCUGGGCUGGGAUACCGGCAAUGAGCUUCCCAGUGCCAGCUUCCACCAGACAUUUCAAGACAGUGGAAGUGCUGCUAAGUCUCAGCCGAGGCGACGAGAGAUACCGCAAUACAGCCAAGAGGGACUGGAGCCAACGCAGCGUCUGUCGCAGCUUCAUGGCAUGUUCGAUUGA